CCCUAUAACUCCUCAUGGCUCUUAAUCUUUUAACAUUUUCAAUCUCCUUCUUCCUUUUCUUUGUAACGAAGCCAUUUUCAAUUGUUGAGCCAAGAACCCUAGAAGCCUCCGAGGAUUCAUUCCUCAGAACUCUUCGAAAUCUAAGGGGCAUCAGAAAGGGACAAAGGGUGAGAGGCACGAUCGAACUCAAGAGCUACCUCAACAAAUAUGGCUACCUAAACAACUAUUCACACAACAACCACUUCGACGAAACCGUAGAGCUUGCUCUGAAGCAGUACCAAGUGUUCCAUCACCUACCAGCCACAGGUCACAUGAAUGCCGAAACCCUAAGAAAAAUGAGCCUCCCACGUUGUGGAGUACCCGAUGUUGUUGUCACCCCACAACAUGACGACGACAACCUUAAAGGGUUAGCGAUUCUCGCAAACUAUACCUUCUUUCGCGGGUCACCGAGAUGGGACGAGUCAAAGAGGGCACUGACCUAUAGAUUUGAGUCAAGUGCUAACGUGUUGAGAAUGGAUCUUGUGAGGUAUGCAGUGAACAAUGCGUUCCGAAGUUGGUCAAGAGUGAGUGACUUCACAUUCACCGAGAUUCCAUUUCAGAAUAGUUUUGGUUCUUACUUCUACCCUAAUUAUAACCCUAACCCGAUUAACAUAGCCAUAGGAUUCCACCGUCGAGACCAUGGAGAUGGGCACCCGUUUGAUGGGCCGGGUCGGGUUUUGGCCCACACUUUUGCACCACAAGAUGGGAGGUUACACUUUGACGCUGAUGAGUCGUGGGUUAGUGACCCUAGAGGUGAAAGUAUCGGGUCGGGUGAGGAUGCGGGUUGGGAGUGGGUUUGGGGUCAGGGUUGGCGGAGGAGAGUGGCUCCAAGGGCAAGAAGUAGAGAAAUUGAUUUGGAAAGUGUGGCAUUGCAUGAAAUAGGUCAUCUUUUAGGACUUGGACAUAGUAGUGUUCCGGACUCAAUCAUGUACCCUAGUUACGAAGGAGUGAGGAGAUAUUUAAGUCAAGAUGAUAAAGAUGGUAUAGCAGCUUUAUAUGGUUAUAAAAAAUAGGGUUAGAUAUAUUUUUCAUCCAUCAACUUUCAG
Vigna unguiculata (cowpea) is the source of this 1085-nucleotide messenger RNA. RefSeq names its product metalloendoproteinase 1-like. Gene Ontology annotation, cellular component: extracellular matrix. The record is from RefSeq and is a predicted model, not a curated record. Lineage: Eukaryota; Viridiplantae; Streptophyta; Magnoliopsida; Fabales; Fabaceae. Gene Ontology annotation, biological process: collagen catabolic process; extracellular matrix organization; proteolysis. Gene Ontology annotation, molecular function: zinc ion binding; metalloendopeptidase activity.